AUGAUUGAUUUAGUGAAUGGCAACAUUGAACUCCACGAGGAAACUAUUAAUUAUUCUAAAACAAUCGGACACACAGGCAAAAAGACUACGACUUAUGUUAAAACCAUCUCAAAUGAUGAUAAAAUCGAAUCCAGAAAUAUACUUGGAUCAUAUAUAAGCAAUAACAGUACGAUAAAUAUGACCGAAAAAACAAACAACAUCACGAAAAAUUUAAUUAAUAUUUUUCAUAGUGAAUAUGCAGAUAAUAUUAUUAAGGAAAACAAGGUCGACUUAGAAGAAUUUGUAGAUUAUUACGAUUUUGCAGACGACAAUACUACCGAUUAUCCAAUAAUUGACUAUAUAGACUUAUAUAAAGACACAACAAAUGAAUUAGUCCAAGUUUUUGUUACAAAUUCAAAUAUAGAAAAAAAUUCGGACUACGUAACAGAAAUAAGUUUAAAUUAUAUGCAAAAAGAAGAUAAACAUGUGGGUGAAAAUUCAGAUUCAAGUAUACAACAGCUAUGCAACUUUAAUGGAACGUAUAAUGACAUAACCAGAUCUGUCUUCCCAUGGAUAACAGCGAUUUUCUUGAAAAACGGCACAAGCGAUCAAUUCGAGUAUUAUUGCGACGGUGUGCUGUUAUCAGAUAGAUUUAUUCUCACGGCUGCUCAAUGUGUUAUUCAAAACAAUGCUACUGUCGACGCUGAAAAUAUCAUCGUUUUAUUGGGAAAGAAGUCAUUGCUAGCAUUGGCAGAGAACGAGAAGGCUGUUAAGAUAAGGAAAAUAAUACUUCACGAAUACUAUACGAACAAAAACGAAAAAGUCGAGAACGAUCUCGCAAUUCUCGAAAUAGAAGAACUGAUUUCAUUUAACGAUGCAGCACAACCAGCAUGUGUUUUGAUGGAUGAAGCAUCAAAGGAUUUAAUUGAAGACAAUUUAGAAAUAGCUACAACCGGUUGGGCAGUUACUGGUGAAUUAACUUUUGUGCCGUUCGAUAAAGAAAAAAGUAAAAAUUGUAACAACGGUUCUAGAUUGGACGAUGUCUUUUGUGCAAAUUAUAAUAAUGCAGACUCUUUUACACACAGGGGCGCGAUAUUACCGAACUUCACGCAGACGAAGUUGCUGGCAAAAGAUGUGACAGUCUGCCCCAGCUAUGGAGGUGUCUUUGUGAGCAGAGCUAUAGACAACAUUUGGUACCUACGUGGCCUGCGCACUGGUGAUCCCACACAAAAGUCUUUUUGUAUCAACACUGGAAUACUCUACACUCAUUUGCUUAAAUAUAUAGAAUGGAUUCAGAUUUAUAUGUAA
Parnassius apollo (apollo) is the source of this 1287-nucleotide messenger RNA. The record is from the annotation of a GenBank genome assembly. Lineage: Eukaryota; Metazoa; Arthropoda; Insecta; Lepidoptera; Papilionidae.